Messenger RNA from Strongylocentrotus purpuratus (purple sea urchin), 479 nucleotides. RefSeq names its product guanylate cyclase soluble subunit beta-2-like. Gene Ontology annotation, molecular function: guanylate cyclase activity; peptide receptor activity. Lineage: Eukaryota; Metazoa; Echinodermata; Echinoidea; Camarodonta; Strongylocentrotidae. Gene Ontology annotation, biological process: cGMP biosynthetic process; receptor guanylyl cyclase signaling pathway; intracellular signal transduction. The transcript is spliced from 3 exons. Bases 6 to 479 code for a protein of 157 amino acids. The record is from RefSeq and is a predicted model, not a curated record.
UUAAGAUGCCUAGAUACUGUUUGUUUGGUGAUACUGUGAACACGGCAUCGAGAAUGGAGAGCCACAGUUUACCGGGGAAGGUUCACAUUAGCCCUUCUACCUACAGAGCGAUCAAGGGUAAAGGGUUUGAAUGCGAGGCCCGGGGUGGGAUGGAGAUCAAAGGUAAGGGUAGGAUGAUGACACACUUUGUGAUUGCUCGAUCAAACCAGACCAAUGAUGACGACACAGACUCAGCUUCGGACUCAGAUUCAGAUGAAGGGGAUAACGCCCUCACGUGUCCUGAUGGUAACGAAGUCAGAGCCCCUGUCAUCAUCAACGAACCGCACCACGAACAGACUACGAAUAAAGACGACAUCACUACGAUCAGAGCAGGCGAAACAGUGCCCUCUAGAGUCGAGACCCAGGCAUCUACAUCUACACCACCAUCGUCCGAUGUUACCGAGAGAAGAACCUCUUCAGCAUUAUGCAUUGUGCUUUAA